Molecule: messenger RNA, 2229 nt
Organism: Plasmodium gallinaceum
Lineage: Eukaryota; Apicomplexa; Aconoidasida; Haemosporida; Plasmodiidae
Product: bromodomain protein, putative
Exons: 1
Coding region: 1-2229 (742 amino acids)
Molecular function (GO): protein binding
Source: RefSeq, a predicted model, not a curated record
AUGAGUAUAAAUAAAAUUAAAUAUGACGAACUAGAGGAAAUGAAAGGUAAAAAUGAAAUAUUAAUAAAUUUGUUGAAUAAACUUAUAGCUUUUGAUAAGAAACGAGUAUUUUUGUAUCCAGUUAAUGUAGAGUUGGUUCCUGAUUAUCUUAAUGUAAUAAAAGAACCAAUGGAUUUUACAACUAUGAAACAGAAAAUCCAGAAUUUUAAAUAUAAUGAUUUUAAUGAUUUUGAAAAGGAUGUUUACUUAAUUAUAAAUAACUGUUACACAUAUAAUGAUAAAAGUACUAUAUAUCAUAGAAUAGCAGAAAAUUUAGAAAAUUAUUACAAAAAAAUAAGCAUUAAAAUGCAUAAAAAGUUUAUGAACAUUCACUUUCUUUAUCAUAAAGAUAAGAAUAUUUUAAAUAAUACUUUAUUUAAUGCUAACGCAAAUAAUGUAAGAAAAAGCUAUUUAAAAGAAAAAAAAAAAAAUGAAAAAACAAAAAAGUAUGGAAAGGUAGGUAGACCAUCUAAAUUAAUAGCUAACUCAAAAAACAAUUAUGUUAACAACUCAAACGAAAUUAUAAAUGCUUCUAAUAAAAAAAAAAGAAUUAACAGUAAAAUUUUAUCAAAAGGUGUUGAAAACAUAUAUAACUUCGUUAAUAAUAUAGAUGUAUCAUCUACACCUAAUUUUGUAAAUAACAUUUAUGAAAAUAUUAACAGUUCAUACUUGAACUUAGAAAAUAUGAUAGAAGAAGAAAAUUUUAGCACAAUCAUAAAUAAAAUACAAGAUAGUCAUGAUAAAUCAAAUGAUAUUUUUCACUUAUUAAUAAAAAUGUUAUCUAAUAACACAAGUAAUCAUCCUAUUUUAUGCAAUUAUGUAAAUAUAAAUAAAUCUCUACGUGAAAUUUUCUUUGAAGAUACUACCUUUUCAAAAAUUAAAAAUUAUGAUUAUUUAUUAUCAGAUAGUGAUGAUGUUAGUAUACAAUCAACAAAAACCAAUAGAAAAAGGGAAUUACCUAAUAUUUCAAAUAUUUUUAGUGAAAGAUAUAAAAAGAAUAAGUUAUUAAAUGAAACACAACAUAAUAAUUAUAAUAAAUCUAAUUAUUCGGAAAAUAAUAUUCAUUGUAAAAAUGAUGAUAGAAAUCAUAUGAACAAUAAAGAUACUACAGAGAAUAGUAAAUUGUAUCCAUGUAAUAAUCAUGAUAAUAACACACUUACAAAAAAUAAUAAAAAUUUAAAUGAAAAUCACAGUGAGUUAAAUAAUGAUAAUGACGAUGUUUGUCAAAAAAAACACAUAGAAGAUACUAAUGAUGAAAUAAAAGAUUACAUUUUAAAAAAAAGAAAAUUUGUUGAUGAAAGAAAUAAAAUGUUAAAUGAAACAAUAACAUGUAAUAUUGAAAAAGAAGAACUAACAAUGAACCUCUUAAAUUACAAAGAAAGUGUAAAAAAAUUUAUAGGAGAAUCUAAUUUUCCUACAUUCAUUAAAAUAUUCCCGAAUAUUUAUACUAUUUUAGAUAACACAGAUGUGAAAGAUUUAUAUUAUUCAGCUUUUAACGAUUUAAGGAUUUUUGGCUUAGAUAUGGAAGAUUUUAUUGAAUUUAACAAUAAAAUUGUUUAUAAUGAUAAUUAUUUAUUAGGAGUUGGUAAAUAUCACAUAAAUAACAUUUUUACAUUGGAUAAAAAAUUAUCGAAUAUCCUCUCUGAUGAUAAAGAUAAUUCUCAUUUUUCUGAUAAACUUAAAGCAUAUCUAUCAAAUAAUAAAAAACAUGAAAAAAGUAGUUUAUUAUGUUAUAAUUACGAAGAUAAUAAAUAUUCAGUAAAAAAUAACAACACUACUAUAAACGAUGAAAAAAAAAAGGAAAAUGAAUAUAUGUUUGAAAUGAAAAGUAAUUGUGAAAAUACUAUUAACAAAAAUUGUGAAUAUUUUAAUAAUAAUAUAUUAUCUAGCCAUAAUAAUAAUGAUUUAAUUGUAAAUAAAUUGCACAUGAAUAAUGAAGGAGAAAAAGAGAUAAUAAAAAAACGACAUAAUGAUGAAAAUUCCUUUAAUAAUGAAAAUAUUUUGAAAUAUGAACAUAAAUUAUAUGAUGACUUUGAAUAUUCUUGUGAAUCAUCAUCUGAUGAUGAAAAUUUAAACCUAAAAAAUUUUUUUUAUACAUAUAAUUCUUAUCUUAAUGAAUUUUAUAAAGAGAAAAAAAGAAAAAAAAUAUUGAAUAACAAAUAUAGUAAAAGUUAUAAAAUCUUUUUAUAG